AUGGCAGCAUCUCUCUUUCUCAACCGCCCUCCCUUUCUCAACCGGCUGAAACUUAUCAACUCUCACCUUGGCGGAUCUCUCCAUCCGACUGCCUCCUUCCUCUCUACGAAGCACAUCAGCCCGACUGUCCAGUUUCCGCCCCUCACGGCGAGUCGGCCAGAUACCUACAGAUGCUACUUUAUCCCGGGCGUCGGUCCUGAUACCAGCUCCGAUGACGAUGUCGGUGAAGGUUUCCCCAUCUUCAUUUCGCUCUUCGACGGUGGUACUUCGCUUCUUUCUGCGGCUUCAUGUUUUCCGUUUUCUAUUUCCCUUCCCUCAUUUUUGCCGUUGUUUAUAUUCUCUUCUUUAUAUGAAUGGGGCGAACCCGUGGACAUCAACGGCUAUGGCGCCAAGUUCAAGCUUGACUACGAUGGACUGCACAUGAAUGUUUUCCUUCCCGGAGUGAAAAGGGAAAAUGUGAAGGUGUCGGUCAACCAUGGGAAGCUGUGCAUUGAGGGCACGAAGAAGGAUUUUGAGGAGCAGAAAGAAGAGACCAAGAUGAAGUACGAGAGCGACGAGAUACCAGAGGAUCUGUACAAUACUGAUGAGAUGACAGCUAACAUGAAGGACGGGGUUUUGAAAGUUUUCAUUCCCAGGAUCAAUAGGGCCAUUAAGUGGUAUAUGUUUAAGUAG
Striga asiatica is the source of this 672-nucleotide messenger RNA. NCBI's taxonomy places the organism in Eukaryota, Viridiplantae, Streptophyta, Magnoliopsida, Lamiales, Orobanchaceae. The record is from the annotation of a GenBank genome assembly.